AUGCCUAUCUUUCACCGUGAUUCAACUGCUAGCUCCUCGUCUGGGCGUAGGAUUGAUGAUCCAAACCAAUCAAAGACUCAUUCAGGACUAUUUGGGAGUCGGUCAUCUCCCUCUACCCAUUCUUCCAUCUCCUCGGGAUCUGGUUCUUCUUUGAACAAUUCUCGCCGCCAUGGUUUUCUGCACAGGACACAUGAGGAUCCGUCUAUCAUGGCCGCCAGAGAGCAGGUACUUCGCGCAGAGACAGCCGAGCGAGAAGCCGAUAAAGCACUUAUUGCCUCAAGGAAAGCCGUCAAGGAGGCAAGAGACCACGUCAAGCAUCUUGAGAGAGAGGCUGCUGAAGAGGCCCGGUUGGCAAGAAUUAAGCAGGAUCAAGCCAAAUCCAUUUCGAAGAGAGCGAAACCGCUUGGACGUAAGUUUGCUGCCAUUAUUUACCGGGCUUACGAUAAUUCUUUUGCCGCGAAUGCUGAC
Penicillium daleae is the source of this 468-nucleotide messenger RNA. RefSeq lists its product as uncharacterized. The transcript has 2 exons. The record is from RefSeq and is a predicted model, not a curated record. Lineage: Eukaryota; Fungi; Ascomycota; Eurotiomycetes; Eurotiales; Aspergillaceae. The annotation marks the transcript as partial.